Molecule: messenger RNA, 1345 nt
Organism: Meriones unguiculatus (Mongolian gerbil)
Lineage: Eukaryota; Metazoa; Chordata; Mammalia; Rodentia; Muridae
Gene: Enkd1
Product: enkurin domain containing 1
Exons: 6
Coding region: 214-1128 (304 amino acids)
Cellular component (GO): cytoplasmic microtubule
Source: RefSeq, a predicted model, not a curated record
GGCCCCACCGGGAAAGACUGCGAACCCCUCUGGGCACUAGGCUAGAUCCCGGUCGUGGGGAGGCGGUGCAGGUUGAGCCUAGGGGACAGGCGGGAGUCGAGGGGUGGGGGCUGCAGGGCUCCGGGGAGGGUGGAAUCCCCGGAUAGGAGUUAGGGGUUAGCGUUGCACAGCGCACCAGGCCUUGGUGCACGGUUGCAGGACUGCAAUAGGAUCAUGUGCGAGGGCCCGUCCCGCAUCUCUGGACCCAUCCCUCCAGACCCCACGCUCUGUCCGGACUACUACCGCCGACCGGCCUCGGCCCAAGGACGCCUGGAAGGAAGCACGCUGAAGCUGGACCUGCUGACUUCAGGUCAAGACCUGGACUCCAGUCCGCCUCCUGGGCCCCGCAUCAGGCCGGGAGCCCGAGAGAUCCUGGAGCGUGGCCAGCGAGGCGUGGGCGACGUGCUGCUGCAACUGGGGGCCAUCUCCCUUGGUUCAGGGGUCUCUCCUAAGAGGAAGGAUCCAAAAGACCAUGAGAAGGAAAACUUGAAGCGGAUCAAAGAGAUUCAGAGGCGCUUCCAAGAUCAGGAACGCAGGCGGGAGCAGGGCCAGCCUAAGCCCCUGAAGGCACUGUGGCGUUCACCCAAAUAUGACAAUGUGGAGUCUCGAGUCAAGGCCAGGAUGAAGGGGCCAGGCCUGGGUGUGGACUUCAUUAGUCACAACGCCCGAGCCGCCAAGAGAGCCCCCCGGCGCCAUUCCCGCUCGCUGCAGGUCCUUGCGCAGGUUCUGGAACAGCAGCGGCAAGCCCAGGAACACUACAAUGCCACACAGAAAGGCCAUGUGCCCCACUACUUGUUGGAGCGCAGGGAUCUGUGGCGGAGGGAGGCUGAAGCUCGCCAGCACAGCCAGCCAGACCCUGCCAUGCCCCCUGGCCACACGCUCAUGCCCGAGAGUCAGCGGCUAGAGACGCUGAACAAUCUGCUUCAGAGCCAGAGCCAGCUGCUACGUGAGCUAGUACUACUUCCUGCUGGGGCAGACACCCUGAGAGCCCAGGGUCACCGUGCCGAACUGGACCGCAAGUUGGUACAAAUAGAAGAGGCUAUCAAGAUCUUUUCCCGACCCAAAGUCUUUGUAAAGAUGGAUACCUAACCCUCCCCCGCACACCCCUUGUGGGUAGAGUGACGGGGAGAUCCGUGCUGAGGGUCACCUCAUGGCUGUAAAGGGCAGACUCAAGCCCUGUCACAGCCCCAGGGACAGGAGCGUUGGGGUGGGCAGUUUCUCUAAAGCACUUACUCCUCACCAGUGGCUGCAGAAGGGCCACCUGCCUUGCAACUCCUUUGUCAAAAUUAAACCUUUUGUACACAGU